AUGGCGAGUGCAGCCGCGAAUUUGAAACACGGGUUGUUGGGCGAAUUCCGAGCAGGAGUAGAAAGCAUCGACGAAUACAAGGAAAGGUUCGAGCUUUACUGCCUGGCAAACGCAGUACCGAUAGGAGACGAGCACGUAGCUCGUAGGAAGGCAAUCUUUCUAACGUCUGUGGGUGCAUCGACCUACAGUUUGUUGCGGACCUUGGUACGACCUCGCCAACCGCAAGAUUUGGAGCUCGAUGAUAUCAUUCAGCAACUGAGAAAUCACUACGAGCCAAAGAAGAUUGUCAUAGCCGAGCGAUUCCGUUAUUACAAGAGACAACAGAAAGAAGGUGAGACUGUUACGGUGUUCUUGUCAGAAUUGCGUCGUCUAGCUAAACACUGUGAGUUCGGAGACAAGUUGUCAGUUGCGUUGAGGGACCAAUUCGUGUGUGGAUUACGAGUAGAAGCCCUACAGCAGAAAAUUCUAGCGGAAACUGACUUAACACUCGAGAAAGCGGUACGAAUAGCGCAAGCUUUUGAAUCGGCAAGACAAGAAACGAUAGCUUUGCGAGGAGACACGCGCAGACACGGAUCAACAACAGACCACGAGACGGCAUUUAGCAUGCAAAGUAGUAGCAGUGGGAGGUCAAAGACAACACAGUCUGAUGUGAAAGUAUGCUACAGAUGCAAUGGCAAGGGGCACGUUCCUGAUAAGUGUCAGAUGAAAUCAAGACAGUGCUAUUUAUGUCACAAGAAGGGACAUAUCGCAAAAGCCUGCCGGAGUAAGAAGCAAGGCGAUUUUAAGAACAGGAGCGGAGCAACGGGUACCAAGAAUACAAAGUACCAGAAACAAGCCACGUUACAAGUGGAAGAAGAGGAAGUAUGUUCACUUUAUGGUCUGGGAAGUCAGGAUGCAAUCAAAGUCAAUAUGACUGUAGCUGGACGAGAAUUAGAGCUGAUUGUUGACACGGGUGCAACUAUUACCGUGAUUCCCAGGGAGACCUAUGAGAAACAACUAUCUCAUGUCAAACUCCAGAGCAGCAACGUGAAAUUACAGUCAUAUUGUGGACAGACAUUGUCUGUACGCGGAGAAGCGGGAGUACCGGUACGCUACGGAGAUCAAGAAAUACGAGGUAGAGUAGUUGUCGUCAAUGCUGCAAAUAAGCCAGCAGUGCUUGGCAGGAAUUGGUUGUCACAACUCAAGUUGGACUGGGCAUCUUUAUUUAGCUUGAAUGUCCUGGAUCCCGUACACGAGUUUCCUGAGUUAUUCAAGGAAGGAAUGGGAAAGCUGCAAGGAGUUCAAGCGAAAAUUACUUUGAGUGCCAAUGCAAGGCCAGUCUUUCAUAAGGCAAGACCAGUACCAUUUGCGUUACAAGCUAAAGUGGAUACUGAAAUCGAUCGCUUAGUCAGAGAAGGAGUACUGACACCUGUAGAUCAGAGCGAGUGGGCUUCACCGAUAGUAGUGGUGAGGAAAUCUGACGGCAGUAUCAGAUUGUGUGGUGACUACAAAGUAACCAUCAAUGAAUAUUUGGGAAAUAUUGAGUAUCCCACACCAAAUGCUCAGGAUUUAUUUGCUACUUUAGCGGGUGGUCGACGAUUUACCAGGCUUGAUCUAAAGCAAGCUUACCAACAAAUGGAAGUGGAUACCGGGAGCCAAGAGUAUUUAACCAUAAAUACUAGGAAGGGUUUGUUUACUUAUACCAGAAUGCCUUUUGGUAUACGAACAGCACCGAGUAUUUUCCAGAAAACGAUGGAUAUGAUAUUAGUGAGGCAAGUAUUACAACGCCUAAAGCAAAGAGGAGUCCGGCUAAAGAAGGACAAAUGUGAAUUUGGUCAAUCUGAGGUGACAUACUUAGGUCACAGGGUAGAUCACGAAGGUCUGAAGCCUAUGGAAGACAAGGUCAAGGCUAUCAGAGAAGCACCUGAGCCAAGAAAUGUGACUGAGUUGAAGGCAUUUCUGGGGCUGUUGAACUAUUACAGCCAUUUCUUACCAAAUUUGUCGAAUACUCUACAAGCAUUGUAUGAGUUACUUCAAAAAGGAAAACAGUGGAGAUGGACAAGGAAACACAGGGCCGCAUUCACUGCAGCAAAGACCAAGUUAUUACAGUCUGGUUUUCUUACGCACUAUGAUUUGUCUCGACCAGUCAAGCUCAAAUGUGACGCAUCCCCAUAUGGAAUAGGAGCCUGUUUGAGUCACGAGUUUUGA
This is a messenger RNA of Corticium candelabrum, 2187 nucleotides long. RefSeq lists its product as uncharacterized. Lineage: Eukaryota; Metazoa; Porifera; Homoscleromorpha; Homosclerophorida; Plakinidae. Gene Ontology annotation, molecular function: nucleic acid binding; zinc ion binding; aspartic-type endopeptidase activity. The record is from RefSeq and is a predicted model, not a curated record. Gene Ontology annotation, biological process: proteolysis. Bases 1 to 2187 code for a protein of 728 amino acids. The transcript has 2 exons.